Messenger RNA from Spirometra erinaceieuropaei, 22406 nucleotides. Lineage: Eukaryota; Metazoa; Platyhelminthes; Cestoda; Diphyllobothriidea; Diphyllobothriidae. The record is from the annotation of a GenBank genome assembly.
AUGGAUGCCACAUUCAUUUGGAAGCUCAGCAAGCUCGGUCGCAUUGGAUCCAGCAGGUUGCGCUUUGAUGAUGAUUUUGCUGAUCGGCUUAACUACCAGUUCAGCGGUGUCUUAAUGUUCCUCUUCAUUGGAGUCAUUGGCAUUCGACAAUAUGUCGGUUAGUCCACUCUACUUGUUAAAUUUGCAGUUUCUAGCACUUAAUAUCCGGCUCCAACCGUUGAUUCUUCUUUAUACUCUUGUCUGACGCUAACCAAACAUCCAGCCAACAAAGGCAGCUCGCCACGUUCGCAAUUUUCUGCUUAAUAAUCAAAAUUAGGCAGAGAUAGCACGCCCUAAGGUGCCGGAGGUUCUGAGGGCUUGAUCAAAGUCAACAGUUUUUCUAGCAAGGUCCUCAGCACUGCAUUGCCAACUAACAGUUUAUUCAGAGGUUCUUUGGCAGAUUUCAAAUAAUGCACGUUGGCCCAACUAUUGAAAACUUAGUGUCUCGGUGGACUUCGAAUCCAGGACAACAAAGGACAGCUUUAGUACAGCCAACGCUCUACCCCUCUGAGCUACGAACCGGUUAUCGACUAAGAUUUGUAAAAGUCGGUUAUAUUGUAGUAGCAUGCACCACUCUAUACAGAGUGACGGCCACUAAAUCCAGCAAAUGCGAUGAUGAAGUUUAAAUUAUGAAAAAACCACUUGAUAAUGUAAACAUGGAAUCCAUUUCUGUUAGUUUACUCAAGUAAGUUAGGGCCAUAGACAUUACCUGCCGUAAAAGUUACCGACUUGUUCAAGCAUAAGAUAAUGAAAGAGUGAAAAGUGGAGUCUUAUUCUCGUUGCGUUUCGAAAUAACAACGAUGAACGAUCGAGGCACAUUAAGCUAGCUUGAACGCAAUCAAAUGUUCAGUACAUAGUUUGCGCAGAAACUUGUGUUGGCCAAUGAACAAUUAAAUUCAGAUAAAAAACAAACCCGCCUAACCUUAUUAAUCAAAGAAUGAGUUUUAAAAAAAUAGAAAUAUUUCCCGGUUGUGAAUAUAUUUCACGGUAAAGAAAGCCACAUCCUAAGAAUAUUUGCAUCUGAUGUAACAGGUGUUUCGCUUACUUUACUAAAAGAAUUUGAAAAGACAUAUAGAAAUGUUUUCAAACUCCCAAUUAGGUCACAUUAUUGAACAUUAGAUUUUUCUCCGUUAAAUUAUAUUUUAUCCUUUCGCAUGAGAAUAGCUUUCUGGGUGAAACGCUGCGCAAACCAAUACGAAAAGUAAUAAUGACAGGCUGCAAUAGCCCAGAAACUUGAAAAAAUCGGUUCUGACAUGAAACUGGGUGGAAAAUCAGUAACUCGCAUAUUAUACACGUCAAUAUGAAUGGGCUUAUCUGUCCAUAGGAUGGUUGUGUUUGAAAAUAUUUCUAGUGAUGUGAAAGAGUCGAUUAAAUGCAGGAGGACAUAUUUGUUGUUCAUUGUUAUGAUAAACAAGUAACGGAUGUAAUGUUGCCAGUAACUUUUGAUAAAUCCCAUUGUGCUUUGGGUAUAGCAUGCCAAAAUUGUAAUAACCGGUCAACCAACGUUUGACAAAAGAGAUGAAUAUAUUUUACGUUCUCUUAUAUAAUUUAUCGAAUGAUUUGUAACUGAUCUGAUUGAGCAUUCGCUGACUCUUAUUUCCUUUGUGUUAGAAUUUGUAUGCGCGACAAGUAAUUUAGUUUAAGCUUAACUAUGCAGACGACCUCUAUUUGGUCCUCGAUUUGUCUAUUUAUUAGCUAUUAAGGGCUUAAGAACUGCAUCCCUGUGUAAGUAGUAACGUUUGCACUACAGAAUAUAGUUUGGUGACAAAGAGUUUAAAGGGAAUCAUUCGUUACGCCUUUCCACUUAGUUAAUGGCGGGAUGGCGUGAGAUUUUAAUUACAUUUACGCGCCAUUACAACUGUGUAAUCGAUGUGGGGUUUAUCGUAUGCUCUGGUGUAACUGUUUAAGGCUAGUAAAAGAAAACCAACUUCAGCCGCAGACCUAAAUUGGGCCUUGGGUUUAAAUAAGUUGGUCGUCGCUUUUGCGGCUAGACUGUUUUGAAAAUUAUGGGUUGUCACGCAAUCGAAGAUGUAAAUUUACUUCAUUUAUUCGAGGUUCACACCAUAAUAAGACCUACGUUCUUCGUUGAUCGGAAUGCAUAAGCGCAAAAGCGUUUGCGAGGGCAUUCAUGCAAUUUUUUCAGAGUUGCGUUAUUCGGCUCAUAUAUCAUCUUGGCCCCCAACAAGGUCAGCAAAAGUACUGGUGGUUCAUCAUGCAAGGCAUUUUGUCACGCAUGACUCGAGCCAUGACUUAUUGUUACUAAGUCUUCGAAGAAGAAUCCCAAAACGAGCUACAUUAAUAAUACUUUCGUAGAAAUUAUUGCUUGACUAACGCGAGUUUUACUUUUUAAAUGCCCGCGUACGCUAGAUCAAAGCCUCAAGGCAGAGAGCGUUUCCUACAAUCAAUUUAUAAAAAGGUGCACAGUAGAAAAAUGUGGGCUUUGGUAUUAACAGGGUUCGUUCGUUGGCGCAAAGUAAACCAGCAUUUUUAUUUUCACGAACAGUUACUUGUUUUUGUGCUGUGUGCACGCCCCUUGAAAAAAAAAUAUCUCUUUAUGCUACAAUGAACGAGUUCCCUAAUGGGUAUAUAAUCAUUUAGUGUAAAUAGGUUAUGGUAAUACUUUUAAGUGGUUUGGACAAUUAAAGAUGUAAAGCUUUAUAAAAUUAAAGGCCAGAUCUUAAAGGCCUCUGGAGAGUGCAGGCUUUAUGUUAAAAAUCGCAACCUCUUCGAUACAAGUGUGUUUUUAGGCAUUUUAGAAGGUCAAGUCGAAUGUGCUUGAGGCAUCGAGAACAAGUUUAAGAGUUACGAGUAAAAUAGCAAUUUGCUUGCUGGUAUGCUUCACGCAGGCGGACAGAGGUGCUCAACCAAAGAACAGUAUCGUCACCUGUAUGAAUUUUGUUAAGAUUACCUCUACUGCUCAGUAUUCCAGAUACGCUGACGUAACGGUUUCUCUAAAAAUCAAACUUCGAAAGUUAGGGAUUACCCACGGGGUUUUAGUCGCACGUCAUGCAUCUCAGUUGAGUUUUUGGAUGUGAAAGUAUUUUAUUCAUAUUUGAAUGAGGCAAGCAUUUCUGCGUAAUAUCUGGCUUGAUGCACCUGUAUUUCGCUGUGCGUGUAUGACAUGAUUUUUGACCUUAACGAGUGAAUAGUGUUUAACUCGAUACCUUUAUUUACAUAACAAGGAGUGCUCUUAAACUGUAUUGGAUUUCAAUAAGUCUGACUAUUUGAGUACUAGUGAGUUUCAAUAACUUAAGCGAAAUAAAACUCUGUUGAAUCGGUCAUUAUUUUCUGAGCGUCGAUUUGCACAAACGGCUUUCUUACCAGUUUGAAAGAAAGAAUGCUGCCAACCAGGAGAGGUAGCACAAAAGACUCGUCUGUUUUGGCAUUGCUUACAAUGGCUAUGAGCUCCUCGUACAGAUAGCAGGGAUGCGAAGUGCAAACAAUGCAUCAAGCUGAAAUUAAAAAUAUGCUGGUCGCAAGAUAUGACCCUGAAGAGACUGUAUAUUUAAAAAAAGUUACCUAUAGAAUAUUUGCCGCCUGAAUUGUUCGUCACAGCAAUUAACAGUCAGAAGUUUUACAGACUUUUCAAACAAAAAUCUGACUUUUAAUACAUAUCGGUCUUAGUGAAUACUCUGUAAAUGGUAUUUUGCAAUUAACCAUUAGCAAAUAUAUAACUUGCGUUAAUAUGUUCUCAAAAUAAAUGAAAACUCAGAGUUGAAUGAUUCCAAAAUUGUUCAAAAACGAAUAUGCAUGUCAGUUUACGUAUAAAAUUUGACAUAAACUUUUUUUAAAAUAAUUCACAGGCUUUUCACUAGGUUGAUUCCAAAGCCAAGUAAGCGUGACCUUAUACUCAUUAUUAUUUCGCACCGUGAAUCAAGGGAAAAUAAAGCGGUGUAAAUUGCAUCAUAGAAAGAUGCUCACUUGUAUUAGGUUUUGCAUCUACAAGGCUAAUUAUUCCCAAAAUUCAGGAAGAAUAGAAUAGGCAAGUGAAAAUUUGUAGCAACCCGGUAAGUUUUACGAUCACCCAAAUGUUAACUUAAGCAAAGAAAAAGUUUCUGUAGGUAAAGCAUCGCUGUGGCGAAUAAGUCACAAGAACCUGAUUUACGGAAGACGCAUGUUAAGUGGUAGUUCAAACAACUAAUCGAAAAUUAGAUAAGUCUAUAAAAAAUCGUUUUUGCGAUCCGCAACCAUAAAAUGUAAACAUGAAGAGAUGCCAUUUGACUUAUAAGCCGGACAGUUCAAAUGAUUACCGACACACCUAGAAAAAAAAUAAAAAUUCAUAGAAUGUUUUAACGCCUUGCAGUAACUGGUUUAUUUUCAAUAUUGUAAACUGAUAUGCAACUCUUUACCUUUCAAAAUCAUAUCUGUCCUGCAAAAACCCCAAAUGAGUUAUUGGGAUUCCAUUAAAAGAUAGUUCAAAGCUCAAAGCUGGUUUGAAGUUUUUUUGUUUAGAUUCAAUUAUGCUACUUUAGCUCGCAUCUUUUAUGCGCAGAUAUGAAGUGAUUUUUAGGUCAUAGAGGAUAAUACUCAAUCUAUUAUUAGUUUUCAUAGGGAACUGUAUGAAAUGGAGGUGAUGAUGCCUUAUAUCACCCUUUGCGUAAUGUUUGUAACGUCAUAUUUAGGGUAAAAAUAUUGUUUUGUAAAAAUUACAGCAAAUAACUACAUCACUGAGAUGCAACAGACGAGAUUAUGUGUAAAUCUCAGGAAAUGGAAGCUUUAUUUUGCAAUGUGCUCAAACUUUUGUCAGCGGCCAAUAAAAUGAUUUAUAUUUUCGGCACUUCGUCAAGAAGCUUAUUAGGUUAUCUUCUUUAUAUGAUGUUCUUUGCUUAACAUAUUAUUCGAGUGCAAGAAGUACUCUCUCGGAUAUUGCAGGACAAGAUAAUAUAGUAUGGUAUAAACAAUUGGCCUGUGCUACUUAUCAAGCCUACCUAUGCUCAAAAAGCUUUUGCGUUUAUAUUAUAUAUUAGUUCAGGAAGAAAUUGCCAGGUAAAACGAACGAAAUGCAAAUUUUUAAAACAGUUCUGAUCGUGUGUGCAACAUAAUUUUGUGGGCUAUGACCCAUUAACUUAAGCUUUUAUUGUAGCUGAUGAUUUACCGUAGACACACAUUUGACGUUCAUUUUUUGCCUACAUCUCAGGAUGCAUCGAUCCACGUAAAUAUCCAUGUUUUCCUUACUUUACUGCCGACCAGCCUAAUCCCUUUGCGAUCAGCACAAAUGGUUUUUGGACUGCCAAAGCGGGCAGUCGCAUUCCUGUUGCGAUAAGUUUAAGUCGUACAUCACUAACGUCCACCUUCACAUGACAUGAAGCCGGAGAAAGUUUUAUGCUUUUUUCUUUCGAGAACGAACUGCCCAGCACAUGUUCAGCAGGAUUUCUGACCUGACAUUCCUGCGUCCACGAGGUCGUAGGGAAUCUGUAAAGGUCGAUAGUGGUGCAUGUUAGUUUACGCUCUAUGAAAUCAGCCAUGUCAGAACAAGCAAACAAACAGGGUCAGAAACUUCAAAUUAUAUAUUUAUAAGUUUCUGUUGACAGUAAAAGUGCGAAAUAACGGAGUCCCCGAUAAAAAUCCAUUUCGACAUCUGCGAAAUCUGUUAAGAACUACACAAAUAUUUUUGCCCACAAGAUUCUAAGAGUAUAAAAAUUGACCCAAAAGUUUACAAUCUAGAGGAAACAAUCAAAUUUGGAAAGAAAGUGAAAAAUGACAAUUCAUGCUAAAGAUGUUUCCCGCAGGAUAAGGCAGGGGUAGGUCGACAUAUGCGGCUAUUUCACAAACAAAUGCCAAAGCUGUAAUAGCAAAGUUGUUUUCACAUGUUAUGAUACUCCUUUUGUAUGCAAAGAGCAUUGCACGAUUUCACUUUUAGAUAAGGAAGAAUGAUUAUGAUAUGGUUCGCGUGCUCAGUUUUCAAAAUCACGUCGCUAUAUAAAGAAUUUUACUUUGAAGAUCUGGGUUAACAUAAAGACACCACCGUCGCACACUAGAGCAUAUUAAUAUUUUUGCGUUUGUCAUUAGUAUAGAAGACUGUUCUUUAUACAGAAACGUCUCAUAUAAAUCCCCUUUUUAUUUUAUAGUAAAAACGCUUAUUGAGCAAACAAACGCACGUAUACUUACCUAGCUUGCAGGGCUGAAUUAAAAAUACUAGAAUGCAGUAUCUAUUCAAGAGACGUUUUGCCAUUCCACUGAGCAUCAAACGUAUUAAAAAACGAACUGGAGUCAUAACAUGGCUGGCGGAUCUUCAAUACGCAGUAAUUUAUAGAUGCUUUAAUGACACGCAUGUGCACUAGUUUCUGGAAAGGUCUUAGUUUUCAAGGCAUUAAUUUUAUGGACAAAGUAAUCUAAACAAAACUUUGCGCAAUGUAAUGAAGAAAAUAAUAACGAAUAAAUGAUUCAUCAUCGUAUGCGACUGCCAUGCCGAAUUUGUGGACUUUAAACGCAAACCUCGAUCAUCAUAAGAAGAUUCAUUGAUUAUCGUGCUCUGUGUAUUCUAGGUGCCAUAUCUAUAAAAAUAAUAUUUUUGGAAAGUUACAAACGUUAACGAAUAAAAUUGACCAUUCGAAUUUCCCCCGUUAUUUACCAGGCUAUCUUAUUUUGCGGCAAAACCGUCAAUAAAUGGAAAAGGAAAUUUUACAGCAAGUCAUAAGAAUAGAAAACCAUAAGCGUUUGAUAUUUCGGCCUACGAAUGGAGUACAGUGCCUGCAGCACGCUAAAAGUCAUGAAGGUGCGAAUGAGCAUUGCACCAACCUUAAAAAUGACGCGGAGUUGGUAGUUGUUAAUGUCUGAAAUGGAAAAAAGCUGAAAUUUGAUAAUAGCUGGAAAAUAAAAGAAAAAAUUUCUUGCCGUGAAAGACUGCGUUGCGAUGAUAAACAACUCACAACUGCAGAUCAAGCGGCGUGCCUUCAGUCACAUCUUACUAGCUUCGUUUCUCGUUUUCGUUUUUUAUAGCAGUUUUUGAAAACAGACCUUCACAAGGGCUAUCUCGCUUUAGAAGCAUUGCUGGAUUUUUAUGAAAGUUUUUGCAACAGUUACAAGGACAACGGGGCGGAUAUCUCCAUAAGCACCUUUGUCGUUCGUUGCACAAAUUUUUCAUUUUUUAAAUACCUGGUCGCACUUAUUUCAAUCUAGAAUCAAAAGUUGCUAAAUUUUAUGCAACGAUAACUUGCAUAUUUAUUGCUUAUUUAUAGCCUGGUUAUGUUUCGACAAAACACGCGCAUUCAUCGAUGAGUUGACGAUGGUGGAGCCGAUUAACUUAGCUUCCUCUAUCGCAUGCAUUUUAAAAUUUUGAUGCAUACCUUAAUCUCCCAGAACCCUGUCCCGUGAAAGUAAACGUCCCUCCACACUUUUGGUAAAAUAUCUCUUCGCUGUGUUUAUAAAAACACCAGUAUAAAGCUACACUGCAUGCGGAGUUACAUUAUAGAGAAAUAAACCGAAAGUCGAUAUCUAAUUAACUUCUCCACUUAAGCAUUAGAUUCAGGUUUAUUCACUUUCUACUAUUUAAAUGCACUUUGUAAACCGGCAUACACGUAGGCGUAUGAACCGCCGGAAGACCGGAAUAUACAUUCGGUAAAGCAAAUUAUUUAAAGAAAGUCAUUCUUUCGACAAAUCAGUUUGGCCUCGGCAUUAAGCGGAAUCUUGACCCAACGGUUUUAAUAGUCACUAGUUUUAUCUAUUAAAUUAUUUUACCGCUUUGAUUGUCUAGGUUUCCAUUUUCAAGUCAGUAUCUUUCACGAGACCGAAUUAUACCCUGUGCUGUAAUGAUUUUUAUGUAAAAGACUACGAGUCGUAACUUAGGCAUUAAGAGAGCACAUUUGUCAGCUUGCAAAUACCAUUGUUCAUCCACUUGGCGCUUUCUAGAGUAGGAAACUCGCCAUCACCAAAUACAGUAUCGAUAUCACAAUUCACAACAAUUAACACGAGCGGCAGACUGAAGCAUCGCGCGUCAAUAGGUCAACUGUUAAUGCAUGGAGAAUGGGUUUGGGUUCUGUGAUAAAAACUACCAUAACUGUCCUGUGGACGAUGGAAGACGGCGGUGGGCAUUAUCAAUCUUGCCGGUGCAAUUAUCAGCAUCAUUUGAACAGACUGAACUGGUUGCUGCUAUACGGCUGUUUUUUAUCGGUGUUCUUCCUACUUUCUUACCCAUUAUGCAAUUCUAGUAUGAAUAUUGCUUUCGUGUACACACUCAGGGUAGCCAGACUAUCAUUUACUUAUUAACAAAAACAAAAGUCCUGCUACCGGAUUUCAUUUACAUUCAGUUACCCUAGUAGUUUACUAGAGGAUUAUUAUGCGUCUAGUAUGCGCGCGGCUGCUGGAAAUCGUAAUGAGUCUCUUAUUUAAACGCCCUGUUUUUAUGUACAAAGAGAGAUCUAUUGAUUCAUAACGUUUCCAAAACUAUAUUCGAUCAUAGGUAAACCAAUCCAGUGUUGGAUACCACAGGAGUUCACGCGUGGCUGGGAGGAGUAUGCUGAAAACUACUGCUGGGUCGCUAGCACCUACUUUUCACCCCUCGAUAAGCGACUUCCUUCGACCGGCGAUCGCAGUGCCAAUCUCAUCGUUUACUAUCAGUGGGCUCCCAUCUUGAUGGCCAUUCAAGCACUCCUGUUCUACUUGCCCUGUCUUAUCUGGCGAUUAUUCUACUGCCACUCUGGUUUUAACGUGCGGCGAAUCAUGCAGAUGGCAAACGACUCAAACAUUCUAUUGCCGGAACAUGGAUUUAAAAAUGUUCGUUUUAUCGCUCGUUACAUGGAGAGUUGCAUUUACCGACAACGUGACUACAAGAACCGAGACUAUGGUCGACGGGACAACAAUGCACGAUCUUCAAUGGCGCCUGCAAAUUUCCCUUAUCAAACCUCCUACCGGAUGGGCUUACAGCAAUUUCCCGUCUCCGGUGCUGGCCCAGAGACGCAAUUCCUUGCGACGAGUGAACGUCCAGAGCACGGUCUACCUCCACCCCAAUACUCCAAGUCGGUGACUGAGAGUGCCACGUCAGAGACUCGUGGCACUGUCUCCAGACCGAUGCACCACAGGGGAGUUGUGCGAAGUAACGGGGAAGCGACGGGAUCUCUCAGUCUCUCCAGGCGUCACAAAUCGCGAAAUUCUCUAUGUGAGAGGCUGAAAUUUGGUUUCCGCAAGGGUUCCCGUUCGGCCCUGUUAGGAAGACGGAGCAGAAAGUCGCCUUUAAACCCUAUCACAGACAGCCCCGCUAUACCGGGCGUGCUCUCCGUGUCUUGUGAUCUCGGAGAGCCCGUCGGUGGUCUUGGCAAAACAUCAGCCCAUAAAGGCUGUUUUAAUCAAUCUCAGUCAAAACCAUGGUGCUGUGGCAAGCGAAGUGGAAACUUUCUGGUCGUCCUUUAUUUCUUUGUCAAGGUUCUUUAUCUGAUCAACAUCGUUGGGCAGCUUGUGCUCAUGGAAAAGUUCAUUGCACCAAAUUAUGCCUUCUACGGCAUUCGAGUGCUGUUGGAUCUGAUUCAAGGUACACAAUGGUACACGUCAGGAAAUUUCCCACGAGUGACAUUUUGUGACUUUGAAGCCAAGAAGCUGGGAAAGAACCAAAGGCAAGUACUCAUGCAAGUUUUCUUACUAGCUAUGGCAGUAUUAAAACUAUUUGCCUGACUUCAUAAAGAGAACGGUCUAUUACUACCAUUGAUAAGAUUUUUGAUGUUAGGCAUUGCUGAAGAUUAGAAAAUCCGAAGAAAGCAAAAGAUAGAUUAAUUUUUACGACACUUUUAGGCAAACUAAGAAAGUCCUUUAGCACGAAAACAUUGCAGACGAGAUCUUUCUUCUGUCUCUUCGUCCGAUUAAAUGGUCUAUUUAAGUGUCCGUAAAGUUGUAAGAAAAUGACGUUAAAGGGAGAGUGAAAAUAGGUUGUGGCUGGCACAAAUAAUACUGACAAGUUAGAAGUAGUGUCGACUAACUUUGGAAGAACGGAACAACCAUUUGUGGCCUAUUUCUCAUCAUUAGACAACCCCACCAACACUUGAGGCGCUGAGGGACCAAAGGCUGUAAGCCCAUUUCAGUGGGAAAUUUCGAAGUUUAAGUCUAAAACUCAUGAAGCCUGAGCUACUGGGCUUGUCAUCAUACGCGAUUCGACCGCAAUGCGAAUACUUGAUACAGGGUUCCAAGUUAAUAAACUCCAAGCAAUCCCAAAUGUAGCCGACGGAAGAUGAGCCCCAUGCCUCAUUUGCUAAAAUCCCUGAACCCGAUGUGACAUACUGAAACCAUAUUUAAAGCACCGGUGCGGUGGCAGAUUUAGUUAAAGUGGUGUUAUCUCAUAGCGGAGUAUAAGCCUGAAAAGGUGAUUACAGUGAUUACAUUCCCAGUUUACUGAGUACCGUUUGUAAAGAAAUCAUCUCAGUGGGCUUGAGAAUUUAAAGUACAAAGCCUAAUGUCACAACCCCUUAUUAGCUCGGCAAUCAUGCUAGAGCGUGGAGCGCUGGCCUUUCGACUGUGGUAGUUUGCAACUUGGUACAAUAAAGGUGCGUCCAGAAGGAACAAUAUUUUUUGAUACCCAAUGUGUCAGUUCUGCCUGGGCGCUGCGUGCUGGGAGCUUAUCAGUGCGAAACUAGCACUCCCAGGCCUAUUUCCACUGUUGCAAUGCUUUUUGUCUUUUUAUUUUUGCCUAACUUUCCUUCAACUAAACAUAAGGCAGAAGAAACGCGGGAGGUGGAUGGCGAGAACUACUUCAGUUGGUAUGUUUUCCGUAAAACCAAAAGCGAGUUCACAUAGAAGCAAAAGCAUAUCCUAAGCUGCAAUGAGACGAGUUAAGAUCAUGAUACAGAGAUAAGUCAAAGUGACACACCUAGCAUAAGUAAAAUACUAGUCUGGACAUCGAGUUACGAAUGAGCUAUGAAAGUUAUUUUGUGGCUAUUAUGCGAGCUGUCCUUACGCUGUUAGUUCAACUUGAGUUUUGACUGUACACAUUUUUGAUACACUUGACGAAGUUUUAGGAGUUUAUUUCAAAUUGUUAUGCUAGUAUAAAAAGAUUUCAGUGUAAAGGUGUAAAUUGGUGAACGUAAUGACCAUGAAAGAACCUCGAAACAGGCCGUAAGGGUUUGGUCGUGCUCAAAGCUCAAAAUCACAUACUAGUGUCUCCUGCACAGACCGAGUUUAAAGACAGACGUAGGAACAAACGAUAAUUCAAAGUAAAAUAGAGUCUUAACAUUGAUACCUAAUUUGCUGACCACGGAGUAUGGUGACUGACAACUGCGGAAUCUCACUUUAAACAUUUUCGUACGUUUUCUCAGUUCAUCUUUGCAAGAUUAAUGUAGGUUAAGAUCGACAUUCGCUGUAUUUUCUAUGAUUGUGAUCCGUAAGAGUAUUUGUGAUAUAAAUAUGCAAAGCCUAAAUAAGUAGAGCAAAAAUGUCAAUGGAUGGGUUUGCGGCAAUUCAAGCACACUCCAAAUGCAUGACAACUUGUAUUUAAAGUGAGAGGCAACUUAUGACAUAUGAAAAUAAAACUCCGAGAAUCGCAACAAAGGGCGGUUCUGUGUGUUAUUGAGAAAGCAGCAAGGUUUUUACAAUGUCGGCAAUUAUUUUUCAUCUGUAAGUAAAUUAUAAGACCAUUCACGCGGAUAGGGUUAGUGUGUUAAAUUCGCUUUCUGGAGGUUGAGGCGUAGGUAGACUGCGGUUAGUAAAUCAUUCUGCCUACCAGUGCGACAGGCAAAGCAAAGUUUCAGCCAUUCUCUUCCACAGUAAAACAACAUAUAGGACCUCUUAAAAAGGACGGAUAGUAUGUUGCUCGCACGAAUUAGUAUUGGUGUGUUAGGAGGGCUAAUAGAUUGUGCUAAUGGAUUUAUACAGUACUUACCGAGGUCAAUAUGACGGUUGACGUUGUUGACACCGAGAUGUCAAGCCCAGAAAAACCUGCCUGUCUGAUGCACACUCCGCCAUUGCAUCCUAACUCAACUGACAGCUAUAUUUUUUUGCCAAAAAUUGCCUUCUUAUUUAGUACAAAAUCACUUGGCUAUUAAACAACGGACUCAGUAAUCGACAAAUUGGAUAAAUAAUAUUCCGUCCAAAAAUGGGGCAUAUAUUACUAGCUUCCAUCUGAAAACAACAGUAAAGUCGAAAAAAUAUUGUAAUAGCAGGCCCAGACAACGCCAAAAAUCUCUUUGAUAUAUCCACUUUUCGAUAACUUCACACGAUCACGCCACGGUCGUCUUAAAGAGAAGCACGGUUAAAUACCGCCAUCAAAUAUUAAACAGUGAUGUCUCACUAAAACGUUUUACUCACAAAUUGAAAUUAAUAACAGCUCACGGCCUCGAAACUCUUGUUUCAGGUGUAAACUCAAGCGCUUACACUGUCCUUGUCUACCUUCUAAAAAGAAGUAAUUCAAAAUAAAAUUUAAACAUGACCUUGAAUAGAAUAGCAACAAAUGCUUGUCUAGCAGUGAAUAGAACGAUGGCUCUCAUCCAUUUAUGUCUAAUGGGUACACACCGGGCCUCGUCAAAAUGUACUACCACGGGUCUGGAGCGCCAUCGAAAACAACCAGGACACAAAGUUGCCCACAUAUUCGGCGCCCUCUGCUCUCCUGUGCACGUCGGUUACAACGUUUGAUACUUGGCGACCCGUCUUCUUCAACAUAAACGGCUGCCCGGCCGCAUGAUCCCCUACCGCUCGUUCCUGUGUUCUUACUGAAAAAUGACCAUUGUUUUAACUGGGAGACAAUCGAGGUUAUUAUGACUCCUGUCAGACGUUUUGGUUUCUCUUGACUCGGCCCUUCAUCGUCGAUAUUUCUAAGCAGCUUAUUGAACGAAGGGUGAAUUAUUCAGUCCUAUAAAUGAGUCACACUGGAUGUUUCCAUUUGCGAAGCAUCGAGACAUGACAAUCGUAUAUCAUUCACGAUUCCAAUUCUGGCAGCACUUGUUCGUAUUGUGCACGUAUUGACAGUAUCUUGAAACACGAGAUAGAUACAGAUAUAAAUACUCAUCCUCUACCACAGGCACCCUAGAGAUAAACUCCAGCUGGGUAUUCGUGCUCGUGUCCUAAUUAUAACACAAGUCCAAAAUCUAACUCAAAUGCUUGUCCUUAUAACCCCAACAUUAACCUUUCUAGCUCUUGCGCUGACAUUGGUCCAUAUUCAUAUCCCCGUGAUUUGGCACGUUAUAAGCUAUUUUAUGGGAAUGCUUUUAAUUGUACUUUUGGAAAAAAGGGAAAGCGCAAAUGAAGAACAAAUUCCUAGCUUUACUAUGAAGUUACCGGUUUCAAAAUACUUCUGCGUUCCCAAUUGGACCUCAAAGUAAAAUUGACGACACGAUUCCGUUAUCAAAAAAAUAACAAGAGUUUUAACUUUAGUUUCAAAUCACCUGCUCUAGAAUGGUUGGGAUUCUUUGACUGAAAAUAAUAUGGCAACAAUGCGAGUGAAAAAAAGUAGAUAAUACUUAUAUUCUUUAUUCCUUAAAACUUCAACCUUCUGUAGAAGUUGUUGUUUUUUAACGCUCCGCACUGAAGCAAAACUUUAGUCAGUUCAUUAGAACCAAAAAAACAAAUUAUGGCAUGCAUUUAGACGAGUUUUUCUGGAAAAUACGAAAACGUUUUUGCAAUUUUGCUGCGAGGGGGCGUUCUAACUGAUUUAGUAAAUUGCUAUAUACCGUUUCUGCUCUUUUGUCUCUGAUGAUGGAUUCGAGUAGGAAUCCGAAACAUCAGGAUAAUAAAGCUCUUGUCCCGCGAUCGUGUCUCCUUCUUCAAAAAUUGCUAUACUAUUUUAUGACUGUACAUUUGAGUAUGAAUGCAGUGUUUUGGUAAAAGAGCAUAGCGUAACAUUCUAUACUAAUCCUUAGAGGAAAAAAGACUUUGGACCUUUAAAUCAUGUUCUUUAAUAAAACUUUAGAAAGGCUGGUACUAAUUUGCUUAUAGGAUUAAAAGAUGACUCCUGAGAAAUAGUCAGGUGGGAGAUGGGGUCAUAAGAAUAAGAAACUAGUUUGCCUUCCGCUUCGGAUGCAGACUUGGACCUACCAUCAGAGACAGCCGCAUAGAAGGGCGAGGCAGUAAUUACAGAACGUCAUCGUCACGCAUCUGUAUGUCAGUCACAAAUAUCAACUGUUCGGCGACCCAAAAACUGAUACGGGGCAGUGACAGCUUGUUUAUUCGCACAAAAGUCAUUAAAAAGCGUACUUUCAUCACCUUUGAUGAUUGUUGACACGGUGACUACUUAAUAAUAUUACUCACCGACACAGUUGCUGGAAACGGUGUUUAGUUGCAAACUUGCAGUUUGGUCAAUUAUUCCGAUUGAGCAAAAUUUCAACAUCAGAUAUGGAGGUGAGGUGUCACUGCGGCUGUUAGUCGAACGUCGGCAGGCUUGUCCCGGUUUUUAUGCCACGUAAUGACAGAGUACCUUAUAGGAGACUGGAAGAUCAGGACGUCCGUUGAUUGAGCUGGCAUUUGACUACCAGGCCUCAAGCUAGUCGUCUUGUCUUUGAGUCAUCGUGGCUUACGGUAGGUGCUACAGGAGGUUUAACGACUUGGGCGGUUUCUGCAGUGUGCGCUACAGUCUGAGAGUUUAGAUCCAGCCUUUGCUGGUAACAUUUUUGCGAAUCCUCACCGCGAGGGAUAUAAGGCCGUCGCCCUCUCGAUUUCACCUUGACAAGGUCUGCAAAGUAUUGUCAAUCCAAAAAUAAAUAACACACUACAUAGUCAAAUCAGAGCAGAAAGUGCCUGUCACUUUAUGCAUUCAUUCCCUGAUUUGAAGACAAAUAACAGAAUUCAGAAAAAUGUUCAACCCGAUUCAACUAAUGCACACUAAUCUCUGUUAUAACUCCCACAAAAUUAAUUGCAUGAAGUUCUUGCUUCAGCCUUUUAUAAGUUCAAAAACGGGCAAUUACUGAACGAAAGCAUUAAUUAUAGGGUUGUACAAUGGUGUCUCGUAUCAUAAUUUGAACAGGCCAGAGGCAGUAAAACAUGGAGCAAGUAAUGUCAGCGGAAUUUUUAAGACCUCCCGUCCAUCCGCGGAGGAUAUUCUAUAAUUUCCAAGCUUGCAGUAUGAUUAAAAGCCUUCAAACACAAACGGGCCGGUUAGGCGUAUAAAGGACAGGGGACUUGGGUCAUACGUGCGGUAGGCUUGGUAAGAGGGGGUUUGGUAUUUUUGGCUCAGCUUCGACUAUUGCUAAAGGUUUCCAAUGUGAUUGGGGCUACACAGAGUGCAGCAGUAGUCAACGACGUGGGCUAGGGAUAAGAGGAUAGGAGAGGGUUAAUUCCUCUCUCUAACUUGCGGUAUCAAUAAUGGUUGGACUGUGCACGAUACCCUUAAUCGUUUCUUGGCGUUAAAACAAAAACAAUGCUGUUGGGUGCUGUGUCUGGCCACUAUCCACUGUUGACUUCAGCAUGACGUCGAUACCUGAUUUUCGGCUCACAGUGGUCAUGUGAGUAUAUGCUCAGUCAACCAAAUCAGCAAAUUCUUUUGCCCAUUUACAAUCUCAAAUACACGCAAACUCAUAAGCACGGUUUGAUGUGGUAAACAUAAGAAUAUUUGAAUAGGUCUGAGUAAAACAUUUAUAAUGGGGUCUAAAUCAAAAAGUAGCAUGUGGUUUAUGUCUGCUCAAUCGUAAACCAGAAACCAUCACUCGAUGGGUUCGGACAUGUCAUCACGCCUUGGGACAUAGUGCUCACAUUUCUGGGUUCCCGGAUGAAGAGGCCUGUUCCAAUAAAAACUCGCACACCCACGACACUCCUACCUCAAACCAGUGCUAUGAGCAGUCCGACCAGAUCCCUCUGCCAUUUAUAUGCCCAUUUCACCCGUCUGAUCUAAACUGUUUUUUUUUCAUCAUAUUAAUAGUUUGAUAAACAUGCACUGAUUGUUCACACUUCGCUAAAUUUUGUGUAGCAUUUAAUUUUGUAUGUCUUGUCAUCCUUGCCUUUUUCAAAAACUUUAUUGUACCAUUUGUGACAACAGUAAAAUAAGUGCAUUCCUCUUAUGCUUACUAUGAAAGCAUUUGAAAUCUUGUAUUAGACUUAAAGGUUAUUUUUGAAAGGGCAAACUAAAUACGUUCACUUAUUUUUAGUGGCACAAAGCAUUUGUUCCCAUUGUUGAUCGUCAAGUUUUCAGAUCGACUUUCCAGCGAAUAUUUUUACGAAUGAUUAUUGCCAGCUUCAAUUAGUCACACACUGUCAUGCUUGCAAUGCGUCUGUGUAAAUUCUUCAUUUUAAGGUGCGUGACAGCAACUUCUUUAAAUCUAAUCUACGCUGUUCAAACUUCAUUUAGUUACAUCAUUUUUGUUUCUAGUCCCCACACUUUAUAUAGCUGCUAAUUCCAGUUUUAAAAUAUGACCUUAAGCGAAAUAUGUGUUCUCAUAUUUUGCGGCCAUUUGCUUAAACUGAACAGCUCUUGAAUUCGUACGAUUACACUGAAGCCUAGAGUGAUCUGCUUAUUGUGCUUUAAGUUUAGACCAACCCCCCGUUGCAUUAUUACAAAAUUUGAAAAGCCUCUGCGUGUUUUACAGGCUUAUCCUGAGUGUAUAUGGACUAAGCUAAGAGAUCUGUUCAGUUUUAAGCCACUUGUAGACGGCAAGAGAACUGGUGCGGAUGGGCAGCACACCACAUUCUACUGUCCUGUUUAUGUUUAGUCAAUCCUCUCUUAAGCAUUCAUCGAGAGACCGAGAGAACACUGGAGGACUGGGACAUGACAGGCAUGCGGCGCAGUCGCCAUCGCCCACUCGCGCACUACCAGCAAAGCCGAACGUACGCAGCGAAAGCGUUCUGCCCAGAACUUUUGUACGUUGUUAAGGCAAAAUUAGCGCAGCAGUCUGCUCGAGUUAGGGGCAAGUAUGGAAAAGUAAGGAGUGCACAGAAGGGUGCUGAGCAUGAGUAUUGCUCAUUAAAAAUAAAUGUGAGCUAGAGUUUUUUGCCCAUGACCGUUCUACUCGGUCUUUACUUUCUAAAUUGUUUCAGUAAUUCGUUAUUCAGCGAGUGGAAGAUAUUUAGAUGACGUCCACACAUUUCUAAACGAGAAAUACUAAUUUGCGCAACAGAUAACGUCCGAUUUAUAGUCCCAUUUUGAUAGCAAAUUAUUGAAUUGUGUGUUAAAGGGAAUUUAACCAAAACGUUUCGUCGCACAGAAAGCACAACGCGUAACAGGGUCAUUUUAAUGAAUGUAGUAUACUUUAUUUCUGCAGAUACGUCGUUCUUGAAUACUUUGGUUGUCAUACAUGUUAUAUUCUGCUACAUCUUAGAACUUUGAAAAAAGUCGCCUUGAGCACCCAUUAAACGCAUAUCAAAAUUGCGUUAGGCCAGCGACUGAGUCCACGAGGCGUCAUAUACUUCACGCGGGUCCAGAACGUCUUCAUUCUCUGUUCAGAUUGCAGUGAACCAUUAGUUUCAGAUUGCGAUGUGCGAGUAUACAAGUUUUGUUUAACUUUUGGCGUCAUGCCAGAUCUCAAUUGCUCGUGUAUUAUUUUAUUUAUUUUUCUAAAUCCCAGGUUAUGAACCCACAUGUUAUCUUUACAGUCAUCCCACAUUCCAUCACCUUAAAGGGAUUUACUAACAUCUACGCCCAAACUCAUGUCUUACAUUCACACCUACACCCCGCAAUAUUAAAUUACUCGCAGAUAAUACCUCACUCGUCAGUAUUACUUCCACCGCCUAACUUCCACCUAAAAAACACUAAAACAGACCUGUUUACUCGAACAAACACCUCUGCAUUUGCUUUAUUUUAUUGCGUCCUCAAAGGAAGUUCUUUUAAUGGGAACUUGGUGAGCUAGAUCACAUUGUACACAAAAUUCCAUCGGACAACAGUUUCAAUUUUAAGGUUUUGUCAACAGCAUAAGGAAAGCGUUUGACAAAUAAUAAGAUCGGUGCCCUUUUUAUUUCUUUGAAAAUUAAUACGCGAACUUGUCUCUAACUCUUUGGAAAAAAAGCUUUCUAAUUCUUUCUGACGGUACCUACGAACAUUACUUUGCCGGAUACCCGAAAACGUUAUUUAUCUGCCUAAUUAUUUGUGGUAGAAAGGCACGCUUGACCUAUGGAGAAUGAGAAGCGACGCAAUGUUUCUAUAAAAUAAGUACCGAUAUGAUCGUCUCUGAAGAUACUGCGGGACUUUUUGUACAGGCGGCAUGCCGCAUGGCUUUAACAUGCUUAUGCUAAGACCUGAAAAUUAACGAUAGAUACUAUUGGGUCGUGUCAGAUAUUUUAACCAGACUACAACUUUAUAUGUAAUCGGUAUCUGCCAUGCUAAUUGUCUUCAAAUAAUUCAUCCUAAUAAGAUAUUACCACGGAAUAUUAGAGCUCCUCGACUGUUUAAAGCUGACCGACAAACUUCUAUCUCAUUAAUCAGAGAGCUUAUUUUGUCAGGUCUUGUUUCUGACUAGAUGCUUGAAAUAGGUCCCAUCCGUAAUUAUAUUUUCCCUCUGUGCUUCUCUAAGCUAUCUAAAUCACCGUCAUCGAGAUCCUGGUAAUUUCACAGUGUAUGCACUCUCUGAACGUGGGUAAUUAUUGAAAAACAAUGUGAUGUAGUCUUCCACUUGAGAAACGAUGUGGCAUGGCAACUUCCUCCAAAACCAACUUAGCUUAAGCAGCUACGUGCAUCAGUCAAGCAAGAUCGAUGGAAAUCCAAGUUGCCGCGCGCGGCGUAAAAUUAAUAUAAAUUAUGCGCGCAUGCCUUUACGGACGCGCGUAAUUUUGGAUAUGCUAGCUUUUCCCAAACGGUGAACCAAAGGCGGUCGACGGCAAGUUGCAUGUCUCGCUUGAUUAGGCCCUGCUGUAACUCCUCUUGCAUGCCCCAAAUCUACUUUUGAUUUGACCAAGCUAAUCAAAUGGAAAAUUUACAAUGUCUAACUACAAAAAGCAUUAAUUCAAAAGAAAUUUUUAACUAAAGCUAUGCACAAAACCAACAGUACAAAACAACGACCGUUGGAAGAGAGUGAUUCAUGAAGAAUAAAUUUAAAUGCGAACUUUUCACUGUGAAUAACAUGCAAUCUCUAUCUAGUCUGUCACCUAAGCAAGUAAAUGCCACACGACAUGACUUUUCUUAAUUCGCAUUGUUUCCUAACGCCGAGAGGUAAAUAUUUGAACCAACUAACCUGCCUGUGCACACUUGUUUGGUUAACAUUAGCCAUCGCCGUAACCAAAUCGGUUAGUGACCUACUGGCUAACAUUACCUUUACGAUGUAAAAAAUAUUAUCCCGGUGCGCUAUGACGACUAAAUUUUUUUAUUCGUUAAAAACUACCUUCUUAGGUUUGACACAUAAUGCGCACAUAUUUAAGACCCAAACCAUAACUCAACUUUGGAAAUCGAACAGGAGAAUGUGAAACUGAUUAAUUGCUGUGCAGUAUCUGUCCAGAAAUUUCUGGCUUCUUUGCCGGCUCGAACAUUUCAGUGAUUAUCUAUUCAUCAUUUAUUUGGGUGUUAUGCUAGUAUUUGUUACGUGUUCUUAUUUGUAUGUAAGGCACACAAAUUAAACAAUGGUCGUUUAAGUGCCCACUUAUAAAGCAUACGCUUAAAUACAUGUAGUCAUGCAAUGCUCAACAUCGUAUAUUUUCACCAUAAUAGGCGGGAACCUAUCUUCCAAAAAAAUCAAUUAAGCAUUUUUGCACAGGUUUCCUGAAAAACAUGCAGAAUAAUUUUAGAACAUUUUGCUUUGAAGUGAGUAUCAGCAGGUGACCUGGAAGGGUACCUGCCGAUAGCCGCACGAUAGACUGCGGAAAGAAACUUCGGUUUAUGUUUUUUACUGGUCAAUAUUACGACCUUAACGUGGAUUUCUGGUUCUUGAAAUACAGGUCAAAUAUUUCCAGCCAUGCAACACGUGGUUUGACGUAUACUUUAUUUAUUACAACCAGUUCAACUGGCACAGUAGAUAAAAAUACCGUUACACAGAAACGACAUUUUAAUGGUUUGUUUGCAGAAGGACAUAUUAUCAGUUUAUUUCCAGAAUUAAUCAUUCCAACAUUCAAAAAAGUGAUUGAAAUUUCGUUUACCCAUUAGAAAAUUUCUCCGGAAAUAUUAUUUAUUAGGAAUCAACUUUACAUCCAAAAUAAUAAUAAACAUCAAAGGAAACAGGAAUUUUUAGAUACGUAUGUAAAUAACACUUAGCCUUUCAGGAAAAACGCAUGUGCAUCUCUUAAAAUGCUUUCUACAUCUGACUUUGGAUUUGCAAAACGCAUCACGGAAGACUCUGGUCUCAGGAUCAAUCUUUAAAAUGUGUAGUUCCUUGAAGUAGAUAACCUUGACAUAUACUAAAUAGCAGCGUUUAAGCAGAGUCGACAUUCACUUUGUUCCUGGUGUUGAAAACCAUAUGACGUCGGUGAGAUUAAAACUGACAACAGCAAGGGGUAGACUUGAAUACAGCCAACAGUGAGCCACCUGAGCUAGGAGGCCCCACCGGGAACCAUGAAUUCAGUUACCAGCUCAGCCUAUUCUAAGGCAUGGAAUCCACCGAAUUUAACUGCCAAGUCGGAUUUUCAAAGUAAUGAAUCUAGAACUUACUAGGUUUCUAUCAGACUCAUUUAAUGAAUGCGCGUUUUAGCAGAUUCGGAAUAAGCCAUUAUGACUCAGCGUUGCAGUCGACUGCGAGGGUAACUUGACGCAACUGAAUUAAGUUUCACUUGUUUAAAUCAAAUGGAGUUUUUCAAAAUCUCCUGAAAAACUUAUUAAUAGAAUCGAGAUUAUCGAACAUGAUGGAUUUAUAAAGAAAAACAACUUUUGAAGCCAAUUACUUCUGCACACUAAACAGUAAAACAGGUUUUCUAAAACUAAACAGGAAAUAAAAUAGUAUAAAACUGAUAUUGUGUCGAAAACAUUUGGUAGUUGGACACAAUUAAAAUACCCGAAGGUUUUUACGAACGAUAAAUAGAUAGAUGUUGUGAUGUCGACGGCCACAUGUCUGCGUAGAUAUAGAGAGAAGAUAAAAUAAAUAAAAUAAAGGAACUUUUUCUGAAAAGUUUUCAGAAUAUUAAAGUUCCAGUGAUAAAGGGGGGCCAACUUGAAUUAUAAUGGUCUUCUGGAUAGCUGCUGUUUGCUUACUUGUGUGCACAUGACGCUCUUACAGGUAAGCACAAUGACAUGUCCAUACCUCGACGACACUAUGCACACAUGGUCAGGUACGCAGAGGUCUUUUGUGAAACUAUGAAAUUACUGAAGUGUAAUUCAAACCCUGUAUUUGCCUUUAUCUGAUCUUAGAUUCCUUUGAAAGGAACUUAUAUCUGGUUUGAGAAUGCAUUGAUAUGGUGCAAAAACCAUCUAACAUAAGGUCUCUUAAAUUUUCAAGUUGGAGUUCCCAUUUAACAGUGGGACCAAAAGUAAAUAAUAGUUUCCAUUGAUUAAAAACUGAAAAGACCCUUAAAACCGUACUAACGUCAUUAAAGUCCAACAAUUUCUCGAAACUUUAUAAACAAAUACAUGCUUUACACAUGUGUAAGUUACCUUGUUGCGUGGCUUGCAGACUGUUUUCAACGACGUCCCCUUAUCCAUUAAUGAUACAAUCCAAAUUAUUAGGGACAAGCUUUGAACGUCUGACCUCAAAAAUGGGGUCAACCAUUUUUGUGACGCGUUGUCAAAGAGCAUUACAGUUCUUGAUUAAAUGCUUCUACGGAACUUUUAUCGGCCGUGAAUUUUCAAUUCCGUUUUCCACGUAUUAACCUCAACGUUUGUAUUGCCUUGAUGUGUAAUUACAAAGGAAAGCCCUGAAGCUUGGGUGUCGCUCUCCUUUUUGGGCGGAAAGUGCAGUUGCUUUUAAAUCAAUCUUCUUUGGUUGAAUUCAUUGCGACUCAAAUCGUCUCAGAAUAGCAACUGGUCGUGUGUCUAGUUUUCAUUUUCCAUGCUCAGAGCACUUGUUAUCUGCUAGAUUUAUUGUAGAAUCCGCCCAGCUCUUCCCUUGUUAGUAUUAAAAAAACACGCAUGGAGAUUUACUCUUUUAAAUUUCCAUUGUAGAUACACAAUCCAAUGUGUUCUGCCGCUGAACAUGUUCCUCGAAAAGAUUUUCGUCUUCCUCUGGUUUUGGCACUGCAUAAUUGGCAUAAUCACCUUGUUCAGUUUCUCCAGCUGGUUCUUGCGGAUGGGGUUCGCACGCUAUCGGCUUAAGUUCAUCCGAAGGUUCCUCAAAAUCAUGGCAGUACUAAAGGACACCGACAAAAAUGCUUCACACAAAUUUGUUGAGAACUUUCUUCGUCCGGACGGUGUCUUCCUUAUCCGUCUGAUCUCCAUGAACGUCGGCGACAUUAUAGCUGGCGACCUUGCGUGUGAACUCUGGCAUAUAUAUCGACAUAAGCGAAUGCAGAACGCUGAGGAACUGAAAUACAUUGAGCCUAUACCACAUUUGCCCAAUUUUCUUGGUCAGCACACAUUAGGACGGCCAGCUAAUCUGCCGCAGGACGAGUUCAGCGUAAUAUCUGCGCCACCGCGGGAGAAGAUCCUUUUGGCUAUGAGCAACGGAAACGACGACAGUAUAGUAUGA